UCCCCCCCGCGUCUUCCACCUCGGGUGGCGCGGCCCUGCAGCGGCGACGUCACCGCCAUGGCCGCCGACGCGGGUCCCGGCGAGGAGCGGCCGCUCCUGGGCAACAACGAUGAGGAGGAGGCGGCGGCGGCGAUGGGCCCCGUGGCCGCGCUCUACUUCUACUCGCUCAGCCGCGUCAAGCAGACGCUGUCGGCACUCCCUCUGGGCAUGGAACCGGAAUCCGACCUCUAUGGCUUCCCAUGGGAUGUCCUGCUGCUGUUCAGCCUCCUCCUCUUCCUCCUCGGCGCGGUCCACCUCUAUUUCAUCCGCCUACGGAUAAAAAAGAAGUUUUGUUUACUGACGGAGGCACAGCUCGUGGAUACCAUCAGGAGCCAUAUGGAGGACAAAUCCAGGAUGGCCAGCGACCUCCAAAACCUCCAAGCACAGCUCCAGGAGAAGGACCAGGAAAUCAAGGAUGCGAUUCGUUUCGAUUCAACCUCGGAAGAAAUCGAAGAACUCCAGAGUGAGCGCGACCGUCUCACCGACGCCAGAGAGAAGCUGCAGCAGGAGCUGUCCCAGGUGAAGGCAGACCUGGAAGAGGCAAGAGAGAAAGAGAAGCAGUAUGAGAAGGAGUUUCUGGAGCAGACGCAAAAGGCCCAGGUGAAUGAGGAGAGCACUGCUGCCAUGAAGGCUCAGAUUGCGCAGGCCAAUGAUGCGCUUGAGGAGGCUGAGAGGAAGGCUCAGGGCUUGGAGGAACGCAUUUACCACAUCGACGGCGAGAUGAAGGCCCUGAACCAGCGCAAGCAGCAGGUUGAACAGGAGAAGGCGCAGCUGAUGGAGCAGAUUGCCGAGCUCCAGGAGCAAAUGAGCCUCAUGCAGAGGAGCAUCCGAGACCUCAAUGAAUCGGUGACCAUCAAAGACAGAGAGAUUGAGACUCUGAAGGAAAGCUUCCUGCAACUCAAGGAGCUGGACUCGGACUCUGAGGAUGAGGGGGCCUCUGGGGAAGAGCACGCUAAAGAAAAGAUGACAUCUUCAAAUUGCAAUAACGGUGGAGUGAAAGAAACAAGAAAGGACAAAGUGAAAAAUCUGCUGGAUGCCACCAAGACGGUAGAAGGUCUCAUGAAUGUGGCCAGACUCAACACAAAGUUGAAGAUCGCUGAAGAAGAGAAGAAAAAGACAUGGGAGAAGCUCGCGUAUGAGAUGAAGUCACGGAAGGAAGUUGAUGAUCUGGUGAAGGGCCUACAGUCACAGAGCGAAUUGAUGAACAGCGAGCGGGAGGAGGCGAAGGCCGAACUGCAGCGCACAAAGCAGCAGCUGGAGAUUGCCACGCAGAUGUUUCACGAGAAGGAGAUGGACCUGCAGAGGCGACUGAUGCAGGAGGAGCUUCAGCGUGAGCAGAGGGAGCAGGCCAUCUCUGCUGCAGACGAGAAGAUGAAGAACGCAUUGGAGGAAGCCAGCCUCUACAGGAAACAAGUUCAGGACAUUAAGGAAGAACUUGAAAAAACAGAGCGCUCAUACAAGACUCAGCUCUCCGCAAAUGAUCACAAAGCGCACAACAACUGGGUGGCGGCGCGGCAAGCUGAACGGGAGCUGCUAAAUGCCAAGAGGGAGGCGUCCAAUCUCAGGCAGAGGGUGACAGACAUGGAGUUGAGGCUCAACCAGGAGCGCCAGGGGCAGCAACCACGGGGCCCUCCCUCUGCACGCAGGGGCCCUCCAGCUCAGGAGGGAUCUCUGCGCUCCUCGCCCUCCAGCAGCGGGCGUCCCUCCCCUCCGCUGGGAGUCGACGGGGCACGCAGGCCCGUCUCCUCUUCUUCCAACCAAGGAUUUCAACUUCCGCUUGAAACGUCGCCCACGUCGCAGAGAGCUCCGCGUCCGCCCCAGGACCUGCCGGCCGCCUUCGGCCCGGCGCCGCCGCUCAUGAGCCCCACGCUGCAUCACCGGCCCCCCAUGCCGCAGGGCAUGAACCUGGCACGAGGCUACGGGCCGUAUCCACCGGGCGGGCCCCUGCCGCCCCCGGGACCUCCGUACGGCAGCCCGGCUCCCGACCGCCACCCUGACGGGCCCUACCCUCCUUACGGAGCGGGCGGUCCACUUGGGCCACCCGGGAUGUACGGUCCCCUUCCCGUGGGCCCCUACGGGCCUCCGGAGCGCUAUCCAGGGCCGCCGCAUGCUGCUGCUUGGAGAGGCCCCCCCAUCUACUCGCCCCCAAGGGGCGGUCCUCCCGGCGCCUUCCCCCCCGGCGUCGCCCCUCUCCCAACACGGCCCGACGCGCUGGCCGCCCCCGACGGCGUGAGCCGCGGCGCCCCGGACCAGGGCGCCCCGGGCAGCAUGCCUCCCUCGAGCGCCGGCCCGGCCACGGCAACGCAGGCCGAGCCGUAAACGGCUUCGGCUGACGCUGCGCGCCAAAACGCUCACCGCGUCUUCGAAUCUUUUCAGUACUUGCCCCUCGCUCGAUCGCUCUCUCGCUCGCGUCCGCCGUGCGACGAAGCCCAAAGAACUGCCGCGUUACGUGUCCUCCCAUCGCCAGACCGGGCCCUGGUACCGCGUGACACCGUAUUAAAGGGACGGGCGAAGAGGGUGCACGAUUGGUGUUCCACCACUGUGGGUGCGUGCCCUUCACAGUAACCAAACCGAGAGGACACCACCCAUUUUGAUACUGUUUCCACCAUAAGUAAUGUUAAGAUGUUGCAUAUCCAUCCCCUUGUUGGGAAUUCCGAGGCGAGUGACCAUGCGUGUCCACGGCGUCGCCACUUCGGGCUCCUCCUGCUUUGGUAUCCUGGGCUAUCGCAGACCAUUCACAAGUGACGAAAUAUUUUAGUAAUUUAUGCCUGAAAUGUGAGCAUAGUGAAAUGCUUAUGUACAUAAAUAAUAACAAAAAAAGAAUACAUUUAAAUGGAUGCAUCACAAUAAUUGGACUGCCAAAAAACCCCUAAAUUUUGCGGUAUCAUGUAUUCUAAUAAAGUAAUUUCUUUGAAAAA
Molecule: messenger RNA, 2957 nt
Organism: Lethenteron reissneri (Far Eastern brook lamprey)
Lineage: Eukaryota; Metazoa; Chordata; Hyperoartia; Petromyzontiformes; Petromyzontidae
Product: transport and Golgi organization protein 1 homolog
Biological process (GO): vesicle cargo loading; endoplasmic reticulum to Golgi vesicle-mediated transport; protein secretion
Cellular component (GO): endoplasmic reticulum exit site; endoplasmic reticulum membrane
Source: RefSeq, a predicted model, not a curated record